AUGGCAGCGAAACCUUGCUCGCCUGCCGGAACGUACCUCUCAAUGUCUAGAAUCGACCAGCAACUGAACAAAUACAUUGGAAAGUAUGUCGCAGAAAAUGAAAAGUCGCGCCAAGUCAACAAAGACGCCUCGCAAUCGCUGCCGGGAGGGACUACCAGAUCUGUUCUAUACUACCAACCUUUCCCGCUGGCUUUCUCAGGAGGUCACGAAUGCCAUCUGACGUCGGUGGACGGCCACGAGUACCUUGACCUCGUGUCUGAAUACUGCGCCGGCAUGUUCGGUCACUCACAUCCAGACAUCAUCGCUGCCGUCGAAAGCGUCACAAAAGCUGGCUUCACGCUGGGUGGGCCGACGCCGAAGGAGGGUGAACUGGGGAUGCUACUAGUUGAGAGGUUCCCCAGCAUCGACGCUGUCAGGUUCUGUAACUCGGGAACGGAGGCCAACACAAUGGCGAUUGCUACGGCUUUGCAUUUCAACGGCCGGAAAAAGGCAAUUUGUGAGAAUGGAUAUCACGGCGGUACUCUUUCCUUUUCAAGCGGAAACCCGCUCAUUCUCCCUCAUGACUUUGUUUACGGUCGAUACAAUGACAUUGACUUCACUCGACGUAUAAUCACCGACGAUAUCGGCGUUAUUAUUGUAGAGCCGAUGCAAGGUGCAGCCGGAAUGAUUGCAGGGUCGAAAGAGUUCUUACAAUUCCUCAAAGACGAGUCGACUCGAACCGGCGCCGUCCUCAUUUUUGACGAGGUCAUCACAUCACGACUCAAAUACGGCGGGCUUCAAGAGCAUUUCGGCAUUACACCUGAUAUGACGACCAUUGGAAAACAUUUCGGCGGAGGAUUCUCGUUUGGUGCUUUCGGUGGCCGCAAGGAAAUCAUGGACUUGUAUGACCCGGAGUCACCGCGAAGUCUCUUCCAUUCGGGAACGUGGAACAACAACGUAUUUUCGAUGACUGCGGGCAUCGCUGCGACAAAGCUCCUAUCAAAAGAGGCUAUCGAGAGAAACAACGAGCUAGGCGACAAACUUCGUAACGAUCUUGCCGCGGCUUUUGCAUCAAGAAAUGCAUCGAUUGUCACACUCACUGGUUUCGGAAGUGUGAUUGGCGUGCAUUUCAACGGAGCGCUGGCAGACAAAUUGCGGGACCUAUUUUUCUUCUACCUCCUCGAUAAGAGGAUUUACGUUGGCCGUCGGGGUUUCCUUGCCUUGAAUCUCACACAUGGAGAGGAUCACAUUAGUCGUGUACUCGACACUGUCAAAGAGUUCUGCGCUGAGAUUCUGUGA
Molecule: messenger RNA, 1278 nt
Organism: Colletotrichum spaethianum
Lineage: Eukaryota; Fungi; Ascomycota; Sordariomycetes; Glomerellales; Glomerellaceae
Product: beta-phenylalanine transaminase
Exons: 2
Coding region: 1-1278 (425 amino acids)
Molecular function (GO): transaminase activity; pyridoxal phosphate binding
Source: RefSeq, a predicted model, not a curated record